AUGACACAUUCUAUGUGGGAAGGUGGCGACUUCAGAUUUAUAUUUUUAUCCUAUAAAGAGCCUUUCACUCUCGUUUUUAACCAGAACAGCACAGGAAGACAACGGCUGACUACAGAGGUGCAAGGAAUGCCUCAAUCUGAGAGAGACAAAAGAGUGAGUGGGAGAGAAAAUGAACGAGAGCCACCACUAAAAGAAGAGCGGGAUGCAUCUCCCCCUCUGUUAUACAAAUCUUCUUCACCACGGCCCGUGGAACAUCUUUCUUCUGGGGUACGUUGUAGAGCUGCUGAUGAGGAACGGUUGCAGUUUCUUCAGCUGGUGUUUCAGAAUUCUCAGUCUGGCCCAAUCAGGCCAUCUGUACUUCGCUCUCCGGCUCUCCUGCUUCAGGCAAAUGAGAGCAACCCAACAGCCUUGAACAGAAGAAAAGACACAGGUCACAGUGCGCAGAAUUCCAUCCAAGCUGUUUCUGGAUCAAGCCAGCACAGGAAACAAUCUUCCAGCUUUCAUUCUCACAGCCCAGUCGAGUCAGAAAUCCAGAGAUCCAACUCUUUUUUUGUAAACGGACAAUGUCGCUGGCCAGGCUGUGACAAAGUCUUUGAAGGGUAUACACAUUUUCUGAGACAUCUGAACCGAGACCACAGCACAGAUGAGAAAACGAUUGCACAGUGGCGAGUUCAGCAAGACCUGGUACGCCACAUGGAGAAUCAGCUCAUUCAGGAGAAGCAGAAACUUCACGCCAUGCAACUUCACCUUCAUCUGUUUGAAUGCAUCUCGACGCGUACCGGAGUUGCUACAGGCUGGUGGAGGCCGCUGGCACAAAAUUUGCCCCGGGUGGGGGAGCCAGAUGGCAGGACAGAAAGAGCUAGUGAAGCACCAGUACGACAGGAACCCUGGCACAUACCCCUACCAUACCUGCUGCCAGAUUUUGUCAGCAGUGUUGAAUACUACAAAUAUGCCAAUAUACGACCUCCAUAUACAUAUGCUUUCUUAAUCAGAUGGCUUGAUGGGAAUGGAUCCAUCUCUCAUGAUGCUUCAGCCUGUGCUUUUGUGUUCCUCUGCCACCACAGGCUUUUGCUCACCCUUACAUUCCAGUGCCACUAUAUGAAUUCCAUUCCAAUGCCAUUGAUGGCUUUUGCUCACCCUUACAUUCCAGUGCCACUAUAUGAAUUCCAUUCCAAUGCCAUUGAUGGUGGUGUGACUGAGUUUGUACUGGCGUGGGCCCCACGUGCUGACGUACCAGCCAUCAAGCGCCCAUAUUCUCUGGUCUCAGCAGGAGGUAGACAGGCAGUGUUUUUCUGGAAAGGCCCUGGUCAUCCAUUCAGGUUUGAGAAACUUCAAGCUGGGCUUUUCUCCCCAAACACAGACCAUCCCAGUUGCACAGCAGAAUUUCCUGCACCGCAUCUGCAAUCUCCCUCACCUUGA
Sinocyclocheilus anshuiensis is the source of this 1419-nucleotide messenger RNA. RefSeq names its product forkhead box protein P1-like. Gene Ontology annotation, molecular function: DNA-binding transcription repressor activity, RNA polymerase II-specific; RNA polymerase II cis-regulatory region sequence-specific DNA binding. Bases 1 to 1419 code for a protein of 472 amino acids. The record is from RefSeq and is a predicted model, not a curated record. Gene Ontology annotation, cellular component: nucleus. Lineage: Eukaryota; Metazoa; Chordata; Actinopteri; Cypriniformes; Cyprinidae. Gene Ontology annotation, biological process: regulation of transcription by RNA polymerase II. The transcript is spliced from 15 exons.